This is a messenger RNA of Bombina bombina (fire-bellied toad), 1501 nucleotides long. RefSeq names its product DExD-box helicase 39A (gene DDX39A). The coding region runs from base 84 to 1367 and encodes 427 amino acids. NCBI's taxonomy places the organism in Eukaryota, Metazoa, Chordata, Amphibia, Anura, Bombinatoridae. The transcript is spliced from 10 exons. Gene Ontology annotation, molecular function: RNA helicase activity; RNA binding; ATP binding. Gene Ontology annotation, biological process: mRNA splicing, via spliceosome; mRNA export from nucleus. The record is from RefSeq and is a predicted model, not a curated record.
UCCUGCGGCCUGUUCUUCCUGCUUGUUCGACCGAGUUUAGCGUCUUACACGUGGAGGAGGAGCCGCAGGAAACAAGAGCCACCAUGACAGAGCAAGAUGUAGAAAAUGAACUGUUGGAUUAUGAAGAAGACGACGAACCCCAGACACAAACUGAAACUCCAGCCCCUACAGCCAGGAAAGAGGUGAAAGGGUCCUAUGUAUCCAUUCAUAGCUCUGGCUUCAGAGAUUUCCUGCUCAAACCUGAGCUCCUCCGGGCCAUUGUGGACUGUGGCUUUGAACAUCCCUCUGAAGUUCAGCAUGAGUGCAUCCCACAGGCUAUUCUGGGCAUGGACAUCCUAUGCCAGGCAAAAUCUGGUAUGGGAAAAACAGCAGUUUUUGUACUGGCUACCCUGCAGCAAAUUGAGGCGGUGGACGGACAGGUGUCUGUGCUAGUUAUGUGCCAUACUCGUGAGCUAGCCUUCCAGAUAAGCAAGGAAUACGAGAGGUUCUCAAAGUACAUGCCCACUGUCAAGGUGGCUGUUUUCUUUGGUGGCCUCUCAAUAAAAAAAGACGAGGAUGUUAUUCGCAAAAAUUGCCCUCACAUUGUUGUUGGAACCCCUGGUCGCAUUCUGGCACUGGUUAGGGACAAGACCUUGAACCUGAAGAAUGUGAAACACUUUGUGCUGGAUGAAUGUGACAAGAUGUUGGAGCAGCUAGAUAUGCGCAGGGAUGUACAGGAGAUUUUCCGUCUGACUCCACACGAGAAACAGUGCAUGAUGUUCAGUGCCACACUCAGCAAAGAGAUCCGUCCCGUCUGCAGGAAAUUCAUGCAGGAUCCCAUGGAGGUGUUUGUGGAUGAUGAAACAAAGCUGACACUACACGGUUUGCAACAAUAUUACGUUAAAUUGAAAGACAGUGAGAAAAAUCGUAAGCUCUUCGAUCUUCUAGAUGUGUUGGAGUUCAAUCAGGUGGUGAUCUUUGUGAAAUCUGUACAGAGGUGUAUGGCACUAGCUCAGCUGUUAGUGGAGCAAAACUUUCCAGCCAUUGCUAUCCAUAGAGGCAUGUCACAGGAAGAACGACUGUCUCGAUACCAACAGUUUAAGGAUUUCCAGAGGAGGAUACUGGUGGCCACCAACCUGUUUGGUCGAGGAAUGGACAUUGAAAGAGUCAAUAUUGUUUUCAAUUAUGACAUGCCAGAGGAUUCUGAUACUUAUUUGCACAGAGUGGCCCGUGCUGGCAGGUUUGGCACAAAGGGCUUGGCCAUAACCUUUGUAUCAGAUGAGGGAGAUGCUAAAAUCCUCAAUGAUGUUCAGGACAGAUUUGAAGUCAACGUAGGGGAGCUACCCGAUGAAAUAGAUAUAUCAACAUAUAUUGAACAGAGCCGAUAACCAAGCCUCUGAUUGUUUUGUCCUCCCAGACUAGGGAGCGAAGACUGGUUUUAUUAUCCUGGGAUUUUUUUAUUAAGAACUUUGAGUUGUGUAAAAAUGGGAAGAAAAUUAAAACUUUUUUUUACUAUUAAAAA